UAGUACUAGAGCCGAUUUACGCAAUCGAAUACCGCCGGAAGUAGAACAUUUAUGUCAACACCGGUUUUGUAUUUUCACGUGAAAUCGGCCGAAAACUGAGAGGUUAUCAACAAAUUAUAAGUUUACGGGUACCAUGAGGAUUUUUCAUGCAUUUAAACGACAGAAGUACAAGCGAACAGAUGACACAUUAAAGUGGCUGCAGAAGCUUGAAAAGUUAGAUAGAGCAGGGACAGUCAAAACUGUGGGAUAAUACUUCUAUGUAUUUUCUUUUUAAAGGCAAUUUAUACAGGAUGGAAGGGGUGUCCAGCAUGUCUAGUCAGGUUGACAGAAGUGAAAGAUGGUCUGAUGGUACAAUGAUGUACAAAUAAUACUCUUUAACAACUUUAACAUAUCAAAGUGUAAAAUGUUCUGUGGAUUCAUAUGAUGAGAAUGCCAAUGUUGAUCUGUAUGACUUAAUUAAACACAGAUAUUUAUACCUUCAGAUAUAUACCUGUGAAAUCUUCAGUGUCAGCGUUCGGCUAUUGUUCAAGAUCAGUGUCUGCAGCUUGCACAGUUUAGUAUAGAAGAAGCUUCUGAAUCAAUUUUGUUACAUAUUUGCUGUUAUUGUAGGACGCACAUGUAGAGAGCAACAAGUCCUGUCCAACUGUGCAUGUAAAUGUGAUUCAGAAACUUUGAGAAUAUGUAAACAUUACACUGUUAUAAUUUACAAAAUACUGUGUCUUGUAGUGUAUCAGUACUGUUUUGUCUCAGUUUAUAGCACAGUAUGUUCACAAAUCAAACUUAAGAUCAUAGUUAUCAAUAUUAUUAAAAUCAUUAAUUAUUUGUAUGGUGACAAAAUUUAAUUUCAUGCAAUACCACAGUAAAACGUUUGAUAAUUUUCGUUUUUAAAGUUGUAAGUUUAAAGUUGGCAUAAAUUGUUUUUCUCCUUCAUUAAUCUAAAAAGUGAUUGGUCAUUAUAAUUGCAGUAUCAUUUUAGUGUGACAAAGUUUAUAUUGAACCGAAACGCUAAUGUAAAUUUUUGAACUAUUCAAUGCAUUUUCUUCAGUCUUAAAACAUAUGUUUAUCGUACAUGUCAUGGCCCAUAACUCCUCCAUAUUACUUGUGUUUUGUCCUUUUUCGUUUCACUGAAGGAUAGGUAGAAGUAUUGCACAUCCAUUUUUUAGCAUCCUGAUUUUGUAAAGUGUUGUAUGUAAGGUUUUAUCUCGGAAUUAUGUCUCAUCUAAAGGUGGGGAGAGGUAUUGUUUAUGCUUUCUCGUCUAUCCGCAUUAAGCCUGUCUGGCUUUAAGAGGACAAGUUGCUGGCCAGAUUUUGAUAAAACUUCACAGGACUGAACAGUACCAAGCAUAGUGUUGUGUAUAUCGAUUGCACGUUUCGUUUCGAUGCACUAAAUUGCAGCCAGAGCUAAAAGUAGAAAAAUCUUGUCGGCUUUCACAGGUCAAAACUACUUAACAGAUUUUGAUGAAACUUCACAGGAGUGAUCAGUAUCAAGUAUAUUUUUGCAUAUCAGCGACACUGUCCAUUUUGCUGCACAAAAUAGUCGCCAUAGCAUAAAGGUAUACAUAGGUGGGAGACAUGUUUUGUCAUAAAAAUACCUAAAACACCUUCCACUUUGUAAAUGAAAAAUGUAUUAAACUUCUUACAAUUGCAAACUGUAAUAAUCUGACAUUAAAUGCACAGUUACAUAACUGCAUUUGGCUUUUUUCAUAAUUAUUGCCCUUUUCUUACCAUAGCAAUAUUUUGUGUAACAUGUUACCUCAUUAAGCAUCAUACGAUCAUAAAGUUCUAUGACUCAGAAAUGUUAGCCCUUUUGUACUUGUCAUGAGUAUGUUUUCAGUAUUUUAUAUUGUCAUUACUUUUUGUUGUGCGAGUUUACGGAAAUGAAGACUUAGUUGUCCAAAUGGUGUGCCUGUGCCUGUCCUGAUUUGUUUGUCUGGACAAUAUAUUAUUAAUUAGUCUUCACGAAACUUUGCAGGUUAAUUUCCUUAAGUUCCCUGUCAACUCUGAUAGUGGCAUGGUUACUUUAAAAGUGAUGUCACCACUGUACUAGUCAAACGUUUUGUAUUUCAGAUUUUAUAUCACAUUACAGGCUACUGGUCUUUAGCAGCCUUCAUAAAACUUAUAAAAAACUCAUGAAAGUUUCCAAUAAUGUUGUAUUUUGAUUUGAACUGGCAUUAUUCGUUAUAAGCGAACAACAACAACAAUGGCGGUCGACGUUUAAAAUUUGAAAUUGUGGCGUGUAAAAUUGCUCUAAAAAGUGGUAAAAUGUGGUAAAUCAGGGUUAUUAUGAACUGAAUGUAACAAUAACGAGUACAUGGUAUAUCACGUAUGUCAACGAAGCAGAAUAGAAAACGUCAGAAGGUCCAAAAAGGUUCAAAUUCAAGUGAUACCGAGGAUCCUGUGAUAACAAUGGCGGCCAGCGCCGAUGUAAACAAUAAAAAAGGAUCGAAAAAGGGAUCAAAACCACCUACCUCGGUACCAAAUAGUGUUCCUCCAGGUGUAAAAACUGUGUCUAAUUCCAAAACCAGUGCUAAUUCUCCACUGAAUUCUACCAUGAGCCCGCAUGCAGCAUCGUUCGUGUUCCCCAUGAGCAGUGUACCCCCGAACCCGUUUGGCGUGAUCCAAUCCCCAUCAAGUAAUCCAACACAACAUUCGAAUCAAGAUCUUUCGUUAAAACUUGACAAUGUUCUUAGCAAAUUAUCCAAACUUGAAACAAUAGAAUCACAACAAACACUGAUUUUAUCAAGACUCACUACCAUAGAGGCAGACAUUGCAACAAAUAGAUCACAAAUAUCUGAAACCAAAUCACAAAUCCAAGACGUUACUAACAGUCAAACAUUCGUAUGUGGUAGAGUUGAUGAUAUGUUGAAAACAACUGACUCGCACGAGAAAAACUUGAAAAAACUACAGGGUGAGCUAAAAGUUUUGACAGAAGAUAAUAAAAAAUUACAUAAACAAAAUAAACAGCUUCAGGAAGAUGUAACUGAUGUCCGUUGCCGUUCUAUGAGAGACAAUUUAGUAAUGUUGGGUAUCUCUGAGCAUCCAUUCUUGUUACAAGAUUCGACUGGCGGUGCACCAUCAGUUCCCCUACACCAACCUUCAGAGCCUUCUGGUGGCAGCAGCAUGGACACUUCAUCUUCAGCAACUGGCAGCCCAGCAACAACCCCUCUCAUAACUACAGGGACUGGGACAGCCGCUACUGCAGGCAGUCCAUCUGUAUCGGAUCCCACCACGGGCUCGUAUGCAGCAGCGGCUGCCCCUGAAGAUUGUGCUGAGAAAGUGUAUGUGUUCUGUGAGAAAAUACUUAAAAUUACAAACGCCAGAUCCCGUAUUCAUAUUAACCGUGCACAUCGUUCACCAACCAACCGAAUCCCAGGAAAGACUAGGCCCAUUAUCUGUAACUUUGACACUGAUUCGAAACAAGUGAUAAAGCAAGCACUCAAAAAUGUGUCUCUCAAAUCUUCAAAUUUUGCAGUCUUUGAUCAGCUUCCAAAAGAUGUUCAAGCCCGCAGGAAAGAACUCGUUCCGAAGAUGGUACAAGCUCGUGCUGACGGACACACGGCCUAUCUCGUCCGAGAUAAGUUGUACAUAAACAAUGUACUUUAUUGUCCUGACCCCGAUCCCUCUUCUACGUAGGACGGGGGAGAAGAGUGUGAACUGACUAUUUUAUCUUGGAAUGUCGAAGGGUUAAAAAACUGUCUUACUGAUAAUGAUUUUAUUGAUUUUGUGUCAAGUUUUGAUUUAAUUUUUUGUAGUGAAACUUGGCAAUGUAAAUCUGAUGUUUUUGAGCUUCAAGGCUACACGACUAUCUCUGUACCUAGACCUGAGAGUAUUUCAGUAAAUCGAAGAAGUUUUAGAGGUCAUGGCGGCGUUUGUUUAUUUGUUAGAGAUAAAAUUUAUCAAGGAAUCAAUGUAUUAGAAAAGGAUGAUAGUGGUUUUAUUUUGAUUAAACUAUCAAAAGGUUUCUUUCAUCUUGAGCAUGAUAUCUGUAUUUGCUUUACCUAUAUACCACCUAACGAUUCUGUAUAUUUUAGAAUGCAUGAUGUUGGUUACUUUGAAGUAUUAGAAAAUUAUGUAAGAAAAUAUAAUGAUUCAUACAGAGUUUGUGUAAUUGGCGAUCUUAAUGCCAGAACAGCAGAUCGUUCAGAUAUUAUUGAAUCGAGUACUUUAUUUGACAGAUAUGUGCAAACUAUUGACACUAACUAUGUGGAGUGCCCAUUUGAUUUAUCUGACAGAAAAAGUGAAGAUCAUGUUUGUAAUGCAUCUGGUUUAAAGCUACUUGAUAUAUGUCGUAGCUCUGAUUUGAAAAUUAUAAAUGGUCGUAAGGGUGACGAUGCUGAUAUUGGCAGGUUUACUUUCCAGUCGACACUUGGUAGAAGUGUAAUAGAUUAUGUAAUAGCAUCUUACCACUUAUUCCCAAUUAUAUCUGAUUUUAUUGUUCAUGACAGUUUUACGUAUUCUGCACAUGUUCCAAUUCAAGUCAACUUUAAAGUUGAAUCUUCCAAUAAAACUGAUAAUGUCAAAUUGGAUAAUGUACAAAAGCUUGUAUGGGAUGUUAACAAAGUAGAUGUUUAUAAUAACAUAUUGUUAAACGAUUGUGACAAAUUGAACGAUAUUGUUUCUCAAAUCACGUCGUCAAAUGUAUCUAUUAGUGAUGGUGUAAAGUCUUUUGCAAACGAACUGUACAAUAUAGCAUAUCAGGUAUUUGGUGUAAAUAAAACUGUGUAUUCAAUAUCGCAUAAUAGAAAGCAUGAAAAUCCGUGGUUCACGGGGGAUUGUUAUACCGCUAAGCAUGAAUUAAACAGGGCAAACAAAAUAUAUCGUAAAACCAGGACAAAUGAAAAUUAUUUUGUGGUUAUCAAUAAACGUAGAUUUUAUAGGAAUGUUCAACGUAAAGCUAAAUAUGCAUAUGCACGUAAGCAAAGGUCUGAGUUACAUAUUGCAUCAAAAAAUAACCCCAAAAAGUUUUGGGAUUUAGUACGUAAAUACAAGAAAAAAUGUAAAAAUAAUUCAAACCUGUCAGCGAAUGACUUUUAUGAGCAUUUUAAGUCUCUAUUUUCUGAUAAUGAUGUCUUUAUGGAUCAAGAUGUUGAAAGUACUAUUAAUGAUGAUACUUUAAAUACCAAUGUUGUAGAAAUGCUAGAUUGUGAUUUUACUAUCGAAGAAGUUGCUAAAGCUAUUGGUACUUUGAAACGCCAAAAAAGUGCGGGGGUGGAUAUGUUAAUUCCUGAAAUAUUUUUAGAUUCGAAACAUAUUUUAGCCCCAUUAUUGUGUAAAUUGUUUAACUUUAUGUAUACUAAUUGUGUUUACCCAGAAAAUUGGACAAAAGGUAUUAUUGUACCUGUACCAAAAAAGGGUGACUUGAACAAUGUUGACAAUUAUCGGGGUAUUAUGUUAACUAGUAUUUUCUCAAAGAUAUUUUCGCAAAUUCUAGACACUAGAGCACGUACUUUUGUUGAAAAUAAUAAUGUUUUAAGUGAUUGCCAGUAUGGAUUCAGGCAGAAACGUAGUACUGUAGAUUGUAUAUAUGUAUUGCAGUCAUUAUUAAAUAGAGUUAUUCGGCAUGAAAAAAGGAGGUUAUAUUGUGCCUUUGUUGAUUUCAAGAAGGCAUUUGACCUAGUUUACAGAAAUGGAAUUUGGUUUAAACUGCUAAAGUAUCAAUUAUCAUCUAAAUUUAUAAACAUGUUGAAAACAAUAUAUCAAUCUGUUAAAUCAUGUGUGCGAUCAAAUGGCAAUAUGUCCAAUUAUUUUGACAGUUACAUGGGUGUUAAACAAGGUGAGACGUUAUCUCCCUUACUGUUUAUAUUGUUUAUUAAUGAUAUUGAAGAAAAUGUCAAAGAUGUUAAUGCUGAUCUAGUAACGCUAGAUGAGAUGCAGAUUUUUAUGCUGCUUUUUUGCAGAUGACACUGUGUUGUUUUCAUAUUCUUUAGCUGGUUUGCAGACGUUGCUUAAUAAAUUACAUGUGUAUUGUUCAAAAUGGAACAUUACUGUUAAUACUUCUAAAACCGUAGCAAUGGUUGCAAACAAGGAAAUAGACUUGAAAACUUCGAUGUAUAUUAUAACAAUGUUAAACUUAAUGUUGUCAAUAAAUUUUGUUAUUUAGGUAUGAUGUUAUCAAGCAACGGAAGGUUUUAUAAUGCUCAGAGAACAUUAUCUGGCCAGGCAUUACAUGCUUUAUUUACACUUAAUUCUUUAUUUGAUGUAGUAUCUAUAGCUGUUUCUGAAAAAUUGAAAUUGUUCGAUGCUAUGAUUUUACCAAUUUUAAACUACGGUUGUGAAAUAUGGGGAUUUCAUAAAGCUCCAGAUAUUGAGAAAGUAUAUAUUAAGUUUCUUAAACAAAUAUUACAUGUUAGACAACAGACAACAAAUGUUACUGUAUAUGCUGAACUUGGAAAAGUCCCCCUUGAUAUUAUCAGAAAAGAGCGUAUUCUUACG
Molecule: messenger RNA, 6432 nt
Organism: Mercenaria mercenaria
Lineage: Eukaryota; Metazoa; Mollusca; Bivalvia; Venerida; Veneridae
Exons: 5
Coding region: 4033-5901 (622 amino acids)
Source: RefSeq, a predicted model, not a curated record